GACUUCAAGUCGGAUUCGUCUGUCCUUCCAAGUCAUGGGAGCCUGGGUUUGGAAGCUAAAACCCUAGACGGCCUUCGUCCGGCAUUUGCCGAUAUGCGAAGGCCGGUUCUUGGUUUUCAUGGUGAAAUCGGCACUCCGAUUCAAUCCGAUUCUUGCUUUCGGCAAUGGAGGAGAUGGAUGAUUUCGGGGACCUGUAUGCUGAUGUUGGAAUCGAGGUGAAACCGGCCAGUACGGUGUCGAAUUACUGCCGUUCUUAUAGAAAGAAGGCCGUCGAGGACGAUUUCGUCCCCGGUGUUUCUUCUCACUGUAACGGAGAUGAGACAGAGCUCAACGAGGAGUCCAUUUUGUAUGGUAGAAUCCGAGGAGUUGAUGGCUUUGGUGGCUCCAGGACAGUUGAGGAAGUGACGAAACCUUUGUAUGCUGAAGGCGAUCGGAACCGAAGUGGGGAAAGUGAGGAAAAGAAAGCACGCUAUGACGGUAAUAUCGCAGCUGAGCAAACCGCAGCUGCGGAGCGUGAAGUUGGCGGACUUACCGAUUGUGAUGUGGGCAAUGCGCUUAAUUGGAAGAGUGAGAAGGCGGAGGCUUCGAGCUUGAGUCAGUAUAGUGAUAGUGAGGAUGACUUGCACAUUGUGUUGAAUGAGGAUGAUGGAUGUUUCUCGCAACCAACGUCGAUGUUUAGGUCGAGUCGUCCAAGUGGCGUGGCGAGCGAUGAUGAUGAUGAGGAUGACGAUUUGGUUAUUGUUAUGGGCGAGGAAACGCCAGAUAAAGAUCAGAAGUGGGCUGAUGAGGCUCCAUCGCCACCGGGAGUCAAUGACGGUGGAACCGAAAGACAUAGAUCGACUAAGAAUGGAGGAAGCUGCGGGAGCUCAAGGCAGUAUCAGAAUUCACAGUAUUCGCAAUACAAGUAUGUUAGGCAACGCGCUACUGGAAUCGUCAACAGGCAUAGAGCACCACAGGUUCAAGUUCGGCACGGAGAUACGAAAAUAGCGUCCUGUAAGAGUGGGAGCGUGGUGCCUUCGGUUUCUGAAAAUGCAGGCACCUUGUCGUUUGAUCCAAGUGGACGCGAGUUUUUCCUUCCUAGGAAUAAGACUAUUUUUGAUGUUGGCAUUGAUUUGUUAGACAAGAAGCCUUGGAGGUGUCCAGGAGUGGAUAUAACUGAUUUCUUCAACUUUGGCAUGGAUGAGGAAAGUUGGAAAAAUUAUUGCAUGUCACUGGCACAAUAUCGAGAGCAGGCAACCAUGAGAAUGAGAAUUCCUGUCUAUGAAUCCGUCCCUGGAUCAGGCGGCUCUGAAGCUUUCCGAGGUGAAUUUAACACACUUAAUAAAGAAGAAAGGAUCUGUUCAGUCAUGGUUGCUACACAGAGAAAUGCAAGAUGGACUGAAAUUCGAAAAGGCCGAGCUAUUCAAGUUGAGGAUGGUGCUGGUGAACGACUCCCUUCUGUCGAUGUGAGACGGCCACGUGUUCGGGAUUCAGAUGUUGUCAUACAGGUUAUGUUGCAGGAAGAAGUAAAAGCUUCUGAAGAUACACACAAAGAAAAUGUUAGAUAUAGUGAUGGCUCUGUCCAGAACAAAAAUCCUGGAAAGGAGGCCCAUGUAAUGGAAAGCGAGCUACUUGACAGCCAUAACGAUGGUGACUUGAAUCCUGCAAGCUCUAUUCCUGAGUGUCACAAGGAUACUAGGCCCCGCUCUAUGCCUUCAGUCCCAGCUUGUGGGAGAUCCAGCACUUUUUCUAGCAAAAGGAGUGGGAUAUCCCUUCUAGAAAGGUACUCUGGGGAUGAUUCUGCACACAGUGAUGACCAUUCGGAUGAGCAAAGCAAGUGUCACCCAUCUGGCAACAAUAGAAAAAGGGAUGCACCAAAAGGUACUAUGGGAAAUGAUGAAAGAAAAGGUGAUAUAUCAUCCAAAUCAGAGCAUAGUCCAUCACAAAAUGAAUCAGCAUUCUCGGAUCAGACAAGUGAUGGUUCUAGACAUGGCCAUGUUGAAGGGCAUUCUAGAUCUGAAAAUGGUUCUUUCAUUGAUGCAGAAAAAAUAAGUAGUUCAGGGGAACAACAUUAUAUAAGCCCUCCUGAUCAGCUGGAUGGAAGGCCAAACUCUUCUCAAGAUCGCCAUUGCAUUGAGUUCAAAAAUAGAAGGUCUAAGGUAGAAUCAGUCAGAAGCAGAGGACGUUUGAAAUUUCAUCAGGAAGAUAAAAUGAAAUGUGAUGGCAGAUCAAUGCGUCGGAGCAUGGCAAGGUCAAAGUUGCCUAUGGGAGAUGGAGUUUCUUUUAGCCAUGGUAAGUCUAAGCAUGACAUGGCAAUUCAUUCUGAAAUCAUGGAAGGAAAAGUUGACCUUCAUAUCCCCCUGAGCAGAGAAGCUUGGUUUAUUAUGAAGAAACAGAAGAAUAUAUUAAGCACAGAAGAAAACGAGUCUGGAUGUAGGCGCAGAAAGCAAUGUUGCCAUCAAAGGCUACAUGUCUGGAGAAAAUGUUAUGGGGGGAAUAAAAAAAAGCAUCAAGAGGCUUGGUUGGUGGAAAGAGGAACUCAAAUUUCUCAUGGAAGGGGUCUCUUUCCUGAUGAGGAAUGUGAUAGAUCUGAUUUGGAACAUUUAUCCCGUGACAAUAAAAAGCAAAGAUAUAAAUAUCUGAAAUAUGAAAGUGAGAUUAGAACAAGUACAGACCUCCAUAAUAUGAUCUCAAGGAAGAGUCAUAAUCAGGAAGUGAUGAGAGAAAUGUCCAAAGGUUGUAUGCCUUACUCUGAUCGAGGAAUAGAAAUUAAAGGUGUAAAAGAGAGAUAUGGGCAUGAUAUGAGAUCUGACAUGCACAAAUUGCUGAGGGACUGGGAACUAGAUGAAGUAACUUGGAUGCAUCCUUGUAAGAGGGAUUUAUACUUAUCUGAUCCAAAACAAUAUAAUACAGUUAGAAGCAAGAUAAUUAGUGAACAUCCAAGUGCUGAGGAUACACAGCAUGUUCGUGAGCAAAAAGAAAGGAUUAGAGAUUGUUAUUUGCAAGCUGAUUCUAGAGAUUUGCGCUACAAGAAACACCAAUAUGAGGGUUUGUUUAUUCAUAGAAUGAAAGAACAUUAUCAUUCAUCUAAGCUGGACAACCUUGCUGCUGCUAAUGAUUGGGAUGACAAUAGAGAAGAUUCUGGAUUUUCCUGUGGUUCAUUUUUUAGUGAGAAUGGAAGGAAGGGUUGGUUAUCAGAAGACAUAUAUAACACCAAUGAUGAGGCAUCGUCUGGAUAUUGGCAUCAAGAUAAUGGACGUGAUCUAUGCUCGUAUUAUUCCCAUGAAGAUGCUACAUUUGAGCAUAAGGAUGUGAAACGACAUGGCUUGGACAGGGGAAAUGUAUUGGGAUUUGGCGGACCGCUGCUGAGUGAUAAAGGCAGGUUGUGGGAAUCUGAUGUCGAUCUACAAAUUCAUUCAUUUUCUGAUGUGGGUGGUGAGGGUAAGAAUUAUGGUACCACUCCGUUAAGUUGCAGAGAAUCAGUGAAAUCUCAGAGGAAUGUUUGGGAAGAAAAGUUUUCCAGAAGGUAUUCUAGAAUGGGAAGUCUGAGGCAAGAUUCAACUGAUAAGCAAAGGGCUUUCAGGAAAUUUGAUGAACUUUAUGCGGACAAUGAGGUUUCUUUUUCGAAUUCUAGAGCAGAAGUCAAGGGAUUUUGCAGUGACAAUUCGGAAAUUGGAAAAAGGCCAUUGCACAAUACAAAUAAUUCUUAUUGCCGUCGUAAGAGCAUGUGUCUGGACAAGCAUCUAGUCAAGCAUCACCGUGGAGCUGAAGUUUCUAUGCCAAAAGAGGAUCCAGCAGUAGAGGAGUACAGCAAGAAAGAAGCGAAGGCAGUGGAGAAGAUUCAAGAGGUAAGGAAAGUGGAUGCAUCUGCACAUGUUGAUCAAAAUAAUUCUGGAGACAAAGUCCUCAGUAAACUGACAGAUGAUAAUCAAUCGGCUCCCGAAGAGGACAACAAAAGGAUCCUUGAGAUGCUGGCCAAGAUGGAGAAGCGCAGAGAGCGAUUUAAGGAAUCAGUUUCUCUUAAAAAAGAGUCUAACGGGAACCUGCAUCAUGUGCUCGAUGUCGUCACUGAAAACCAGGAAUCUGAAACUAGAGAAGCGAAGCAAAGACCAAUGCGGAAACGAAGGUGGUGUGGCAGUUAGUUCAUUUUAUUUUCAUGUUAUAUAAGGCCUUAAAGAGCGAAAUAAAGUCCUGGCGUCUCCAGCCACGAGCUUUUAUUGCGAUCUACCAUGAAGUCUGCGUUUGCAGAAAGAAGGUGAAUACCAGCCUUUAUUGAUUUCUUUAACAUUGAACUAUCCUGUCUGGGCGUCGCCAUUUAUCUGUAACGUAUUAGAAUUCUACAUAAUUUUUGAGGGAAAAUUACAGUUUUUUAA
Messenger RNA from Nymphaea colorata (pocket water lily), 4352 nucleotides. RefSeq lists its product as uncharacterized. Gene Ontology annotation, biological process: mRNA processing. The record is from RefSeq and is a predicted model, not a curated record. Bases 165 to 4121 code for a protein of 1318 amino acids. The transcript has 11 exons. NCBI's taxonomy places the organism in Eukaryota, Viridiplantae, Streptophyta, Magnoliopsida, Nymphaeales, Nymphaeaceae.